UUGGAUGAUAGAAAGUUGACGGCAAAUGCGGCUCUUGAUCCUGAAGGGCUUGUUGCGAUUGCAAUUUGCCAUGGUUUUGCUCUCUUCGUUGCAGUCUCAGUCGGUGCCAACAUCUCCGGCGGCCAUGUCAACCCCGCUGUCACCUUCGGAUUGGCUCUCGGAGGCCAAAUCACUAUCCUUUCUGGCAUCUUCUACUGGAUUGCCCAGCUUCUUGGCUCCAUUGUUGCCUGCUACCUCCUCAAAGUUGUCACAGGAGGCUUGGCGAUUCCCAUCCACAGUGUUGUAGCUGGAGUUGGAGCCAUUGAAGGAGUGGUAAUGGAGGUCAUCAUCACAUUUGCUCUUGUUUACACAGUUUACGCCACGGCAGCUGACCCCAAGAAGGGUUCAUUGGGCACCAUUGCACCCAUUGCCAUAGGUUUCAUUGUUGGUGCCAACAUCUUGGCCGCCGGCCCAUUCUCCGGUGGAUCCAUGAACCCGGCCCGCUCCUUCGGGCCAGCAGUGGCCAGCGGUGACUUCCACGAUAACUGGAUCUACUGGGUUGGGCCGCUUAUCGGCGGUGGGCUUGCUGGGCUGAUCUAUGGCAAUGUGUUCAUGCACUCUGAACAUGUGCCAUUGUCGAAUGAUUUUUAAGUUGGUUUGGACUUGAUUGAUCCAUUUGGGUUUUUUCUUUUUGUAAUAAAAGAAAGAAUAGCUUUCUUUUGUAAAGCUUUCUUUCUUUUUCUUUGUUUUAUAAUUGUUUUUUUCUUAUUGUAAAGUUCUGUUGAGGUCCACUAUUUGCUUCAAUUAUUAUGAGAGUGAAUGGAAUUGGAGAUAA
Pistacia vera is the source of this 814-nucleotide messenger RNA. RefSeq names its product aquaporin TIP2-1. The record is from RefSeq and is a predicted model, not a curated record. The transcript is spliced from 3 exons. The annotation marks the transcript as partial. Gene Ontology annotation, biological process: water transport; transmembrane transport. NCBI's taxonomy places the organism in Eukaryota, Viridiplantae, Streptophyta, Magnoliopsida, Sapindales, Anacardiaceae. Gene Ontology annotation, cellular component: membrane. Gene Ontology annotation, molecular function: water channel activity.